Messenger RNA from Lolium rigidum, 543 nucleotides. RefSeq lists its product as uncharacterized. The transcript has a single exon. The coding region runs from base 1 to 543 and encodes 180 amino acids. Lineage: Eukaryota; Viridiplantae; Streptophyta; Magnoliopsida; Poales; Poaceae. The record is from RefSeq and is a predicted model, not a curated record.
AUGCCGAGGUCCUCUUCCACCUCCACCACCAGGCGGCCCAUCCUCGGCAAGGCCAUGGCCAUCCUCACGACCCUCCCGCUCACGCCCAUCUCCAAAGCCAGGGCGGCACGCACCCUGCUCCUCUUCAAGCGCCGCCGCGCCAGACGCCUCCGCCACUACAGCUACGCGUACGUCGGCGAGUACCAGUUCUCCCCCUCGGGCUCCCCACUCCUGCUCCCGCGCCCGCCGGGCCUCUCCGCCUGGCGCAGCGCCAAGCAGCACCGAACAAGAGGCGGCAGGGCCAGGGCCGUCCUUGCGUCCCUCUUCUGCUGCGCCGGCGGGGACGCGCUCGACGUCGCCGUGCUCGACGGCCUGCCGCCCCUGCCACCGCUGCCGCUGCCCCAGGACGACGGCGCGUACGACGGCGAGGUGUACGGCGAGGUGCAGGAGGAGGAGGAGUACGAGGAGGACCAGGAGGAGGAGGUGGACAGCCGCGCGGAGCGGUUCAUCGAGAGGUUCUACCAGGAGAUGAGGAUGCAGGAGACGCGCCGCCUCCUCAUCUAG